Messenger RNA from Vombatus ursinus (common wombat), 363 nucleotides. Its product is annotated as 60S ribosomal protein L29-like. Lineage: Eukaryota; Metazoa; Chordata; Mammalia; Diprotodontia; Vombatidae. The record is from RefSeq and is a predicted model, not a curated record. The transcript is spliced from 2 exons. The coding region runs from base 1 to 363 and encodes 120 amino acids.
AUGCACAUGGCCAAGAAAUACAAUAAGAAGGGGCUGAAGAAGAUGCAAGUCAACAACACUGAAGCCAUCAUGGUCCAAGUAGAGACCAUCAAGUCCCUGAGCACCAAGGCCUCCAAGGUCAAAUUCCUUAGGCCCAAGAUCUCCGAGGCUGCCAAGCCCACUGACCCCAAGGUCACAAAGUCUGACAACCAAGGUCACAAGUCUGAUCCUAAGGCCACCAAGUCUGAUUCUAAGGUCAUGAAGCUCAGAUAUUCCAAGGCUGCUAAGCCUACUGACCCCAAGCCUGCCGAGUCCAUCAGCCCUAAAGGUGCCAAACCCAAAGAUGCUGGGGCUAAAGCUACCAGUUCCACGUCUUUAAAAUAG